This is a messenger RNA of Monopterus albus (swamp eel), 5558 nucleotides long. Its product is annotated as transcription regulator protein BACH2-like. Gene Ontology annotation, molecular function: protein binding; RNA polymerase II cis-regulatory region sequence-specific DNA binding; DNA-binding transcription factor activity, RNA polymerase II-specific. Lineage: Eukaryota; Metazoa; Chordata; Actinopteri; Synbranchiformes; Synbranchidae. Gene Ontology annotation, biological process: regulation of transcription by RNA polymerase II. Bases 206 to 2479 code for a protein of 757 amino acids. The record is from RefSeq and is a predicted model, not a curated record. The transcript has 5 exons.
UCUCGUUAUCACGGUCGGAAAGUAUGACAAAGUGUGUUUUGAACUGUUUGGUUGUGCUGCCUGUUUUACGAUGCCAACUUUUUGAAAGCCACUGCAAAACAAACAAUAGCCAUCUGAAAGAGACCUGACCGUGGUGCCUUGCGUCCCUGAGCAGUCCUGUUUGUGGUGACACCGUGACAGACCGCACGGGGUGCUAGACGGUGUGAUGUUGGCAGACGAGGAGCAUGACAACGAGGCGGCAGUGCCCAUAUACGUGUAUGAAUCCAAGGUCCAUUGUGCUAAUGUGCUGCGGAGCCUGGAGGAGCAGCGGCAGCAGGGCAUCCUUUGCGAUAUGACCAUAUUGGUGGAGGGCAGGGAGGUGCGUGCCCACCGGGCUGUCCUUGCUGCUAGUAGUCGCUACUUCCUACAGGCCCUGCUGGGGCAUAAUGGGUCACCCAGUGAUGCUGAGCCCAUCAUUAACUUGCCAGACAAGGUCACAGCUAAGGGUUUUGCUCCACUGCUCAAGUUUGCCUACACAGCCAAGCUGGUUUUAAGUCAAGAGAACAUCCAUGAAGUCAUCCUGUGUGCUGACUUCCUGGGUGUUCACAAUUUGGAGGACUCUUGCUUCCGGUUUCUUCAAGCCCAGCUGCAGAAUGACAGCCAACAUGCCAAUAGUUGUAAAGGGGAAUAUGAAGAUGAUAUCAUAUCUAAGGGUGUAGUUUCUUCUGAGGCAGUAUCCUUGGAUGAAUCUGUUGAGAAGGGGCAGCAGACAAAUCAUGUAGCAAGCACUGUGCUACUUUCCUCUGACAUUGCUCAAUGUCCUAAAUACAGGAAAUAUAUGCACCAGAUCUGUGACGACAAGCACAAUGGAGAAAACCAUGAUGGCAGUGAUUAUGUCAUUUUGACCAAUCAUACCUCAGUUAGCCCUGUGAGCUCACAGGUUGUAGACAGCUGUACUCCUCCACAAUCUCUGCUUACACCCUCCAGAAUCAAAGAGGAGCCAUUUGUGUUUGAGGAAGGAGGUGGAAGGAAUGCUUGCAACCCAGAGUUUUGUACUGAGGAGGUACUGGAGAUGGAGCUAGAAGUAGAAGGGGUUCCAGCUGAGCGCUCACCCUCUUCCUGUCUCCGCUCCUACCUUCAAAGCGGUGGCCUGGAUCUUAAUGAUGUGCCCAGCGCUGCCAUCCAGCAGCUACUCACCAACAGACUGGUCAAAGAUAGACAGAGGGAUAAGAGGGAAUCUGCGGAUCACGUAGACCUCAAGACCAGCAUUACAGAUGUAAUACCAGCAGCACUGACCGGGACUGGCGGGAACGUAGAAAGGCCAGUGUACAAAGCCUCCUCCUCUAAAUAUGAGGGGGAGCUAGAUAGACAAAGUGUUAUUUUCUCUUCAGCAGCCGGUGAGCAACAAAUGUUUCCCCAUUCUUACAAAGAUGAGAAGUUCAGAAAAAAAGUGUCAGCACUGAUGCAGGUAGAAUCUCCUUCUUCUGGCCAGGCAUGCCUCACUGCCAGCUUCCCUUUUCCCAUCAACACAUCAGCCCACUCUCCUCCUCCUUCUAAGCCCCAGAUCCAGGCUUCCAGCUCACAGUCUUCAUUUUCUUACCCAGAGGACACAGGCAGUGGAAGCUCACUCUCCAGCUUGCCCCAGUUUGACAUCUCCUCAUACCCACACUCAGGCUCCAUCUCUCGACUGUCUCACUGCCUGACUGGGGUGGUGGCGCAGAGGAACCUCCACAGCAGAGAGGUAAUCUUCUCUCAGGGUUGUACCAAGAUCAAAAGUGAACAGGGAUUUGGUGCCAGCAACUCCAGUGAUGAAUCGGGCUCUUGUUCAGAGGGUGACAGUGAGAGUGGCGUGUCCAGAGUCUCGGAUCCUGAGGUAAAGCUGCCCUUCCCCGUGGACCAGAUCACCAACCUGCCACGCAGUGACUUCCAGGUCCUCAUCAAGAUGCACAAAUUAACCUCAGAGCAGCUGGAAUUCAUUCAUGAUAUUCGCCGUCGCAGCAAAAACCGUAUUGCUGCCCAGCGCUGUCGUAAGAGGAAGCUGGACUGCAUCCAGAACCUGGAGAGCGAGAUCUGCAAACUGGUGCACGAGAAAGAGAAGCUGCUGAGUGAGCGCAACCAGCUGAAGGUUUGCAUGUCUGAGCUGUGGCAGAACCUCUCCUUCCUCUCACAACAAGUGUGCAGGGAGGUGCAGGGCAGCCACUUGCCUCCUGUCUCUGCCAGCAUCGACCUCACAUCCAAUCCUUCAUCACCUUCUUCAGACAAGGGCUCAUCCCAAUCCAGGUCACAUCUGUCACAACAAAGUGAGGCUGCGUGUCUGUCUGAUGUGAAUCUCAGUCAGGUGGGGCUGGAGGAUAGGCAGUGCGGGGUGGACGUGUCAGAGUGUCCACAGGUGCUUGGAUUACCUCAGGAAGUAUGUAGCCCCACUGUAACUGUGGAAUUCUGUCAAGAAAUGGCUGAGAAAUGCACAACAGAGGAACAGAAAAGACAGGACUGUACUUAGUGUCUAAUGGCAAACAGUCUGUUCUAUGACACCAGUAUUUUGUUUUUGUAAUGGAUGACAUAAGCAUCGUCUUAUCAUCAGUACUGUUCAAAAAAUAUUCUGGACUGGUAUAAAACAAAAGCCUUGGCAGCUUUCUCUCUCCUCUCCCUUUCAUCCAGACUUUUUUCUUCUUGUUGUCAGCUUCUCUGCCUCUCUCGUGCAUCAUAGGAGGUUAAACUCAGGAAUUCCACAGCAUGUUUAGUAAUGACCUUGUUAACAUGUACAUGCAGUUUACUUUACAGUCCUGUCUACUCUUCACAGUUACUUUCUUACAAUUGUUUUGCAGUAUAUAAAUCAUAUUUGAACUCCAUGUCUGGUUUUAUUUUCAACAUCUGUCAUUUCUGGCUCACUGAAGGAAUAAUUAAACUUCUUUCUGAGAGCAAGAUGAGAAGAUUUAUAUCACCCUCAUGUCUGUGUGUUAAGUACAGUACUAGUUAGUUACUGUGUUAGUAUAGUGAAUGGAAGUUAGCCUGCUUCUGUCCAUCAGUAACUUUAGAGUAGCGUGAUAGUGCCAGAACUACAGUGGUGAAACUUAAAAAUGUCAUAGUUUUUCACUGUGGUGUGUAGGUGGCGCCCUCACAGGGUUGGCGGUGGUAAUGCAGCCUUCCUAACUCUCCAACAGUCCCAGAAAAUACAACAUGCAUGUCUCUUUUCUGCCACCAGGUGAGGUCGCUCCCUCAUUACAGCACCAGAGUAUGUGGAUAUAGAGAGGAAACAGCAGCUUGUGCAUUGUCUCACUGUACUUCACACCAUACUGCACCAGAUAAAUAGUUAGUUUUAUAUGCAGUACAGUAUUUAGGCUACUCGAAGAUUUGUUAUUCAUGGUGUUGUUUUUAAAUGCAAGCUUAAAACCUACUUUCAUAACUUCGCUACGUUUCAGAGACGGUACUUUUUCACUGCACUACAUCUAGCUGAUCAAUUUAGUUAGGCUACUCUUUAGCAUCAGAGAAAUAAAACAAUACAUUCGUAAGAUUUUAUUGAUCCUGGUGGAAGAUUUACAAGCUACCCAAAGGCAUGUGUUUCAAAUGAUGAGCAACUUCACAUAAACCUAAGAUAAGGUGAGAUGGAACAGUGAUACCUGUGGGGAAGGCAGAGCAUAAUGUGAUAUUACGGCAGGUGAACUGUAAUAGGCUAUAAUCAUUCAAUAAUCAUUCAACUUGAACAGAAUAAGAAGCUCUAGAAAUAAUUGUGAAAUAUUACAGAAAGGCAAUGUGCCUAAAAUUAGCACAGUAAUAUUAUUAGGAACAUGUGCUAGUAACAAGACCACUAACAUCUAGUAGUGUCUGCUGUCAGAGCGCAGACAGGAGGAUGGAGCAUGUGCUUUAAAUGCACUCACACAAAGUCCCUCCAGCAGGGUGGGGUGGCCGUGUUGAUGUGUGAAAAGAUCCAAAAAUAAUAUUUCUCUGAUUCACUGCUUUGUUCUCACUAAUGCCGCAGCCUACAGAGGCAGGCCCAAUGUGACAUUUAUCCAGCAUGAUGAAAUGUGAGAGAGUAAAAUUAACACUGAAAAAGGAAAUGUAGUAGUAUACUGUAAGCAGUAGAUACAUUUCUUUAUUUUAUAUUUCUGUUUUUCUUUACUUCAGUGGUUUUAACUACAGCCAUGGUGCUGUGGUGAAUGGGUGUGCUCCAAAAUCGAGCAGCACGGUGCCAUUUGUGCCUGAAAGGCAGGGUCUCUGUUCGUUUUAACUACAUUACGUAACAGACGGCGUGCCAACACAGACAAAUGGAACUCAGCUUACUUUGACAUGGCAGCACUGUACAUUGUGUCUUGACAUAGAAAGGUUUCUCCUUCCAUGCAACACUUCAUGCUGUAGUAUGAGCUAUCAGAUUCUGUUGGUCCUGGCAACCUCACUGUGAAGAUAAUGUUGCAUUCAGUCAGUGUUAGCAGAACCGACAGAAGAGGAAAAAACUGUUCUGUUUAAGGCAGCAUGGUGGAGCAGUGGUUAGGAAAGUUCUUGCUUCUGGGUUUAAGCCCGGGCCGAUCCAGGGCCUUUCUGUGUGAAGUUUGCGUGUUCUCCCUGUGCCUGCGUGGGUUUUCUGUGCUUUACAAAGUCCUGCCCAGCACCUCCAACAGGUGACACCUGACACUAAAUAUGAGCAGAGACAUUGUGACACUCUCACUUAAAUCAUUUCACAAAAAGUUAAGGGCCAUACUGGUGUCAGAUUACAUUUCUGUUAACCAUUUUCCAAAGCAUGCUAUUGUGUUGAUUUCAUUCAUUAUGGGUUGGUAUGAAAAUCAACAUGCAGAAAAGUUGAAAGCAGCUUGAGCUUCUUUUUGCUUUCAUUGUUGUUGUCACAUGAUACAUAUAUGAUGUCAAACUGGGUGAUGCUUUACUUCUUGGUUGAUUUAUAAUAUGCAUCAUUAUAGAGUGAAAUGGAUGAAAACCAAUAGUCUGGAAGUAGGAAAAAACAUACAACACUAUUUGCUUUGUAUAAUGGUUAGUAGUAAUGCAAUGUAUGAUCCAGGUUUAAUGGGUUAACAUUUAAACACAGAGGUUGCUCAAACUAAUCAUAAGUGCCCUUUUUUUAACUCGUGUUUACUGUCUCAUAAGUAGUAGUGAUUUAGUGUUUGUACUUAUGGUAAUCAUGUAUUUAGCUGCAAUGUCAUACAUAGGAAAAUAUGUUCAAACACUAAAGAAAAUAUUCAAACUGUGUUUACAAAUCAGUAUCCCUAAUAGUGUAUGGUGUGAAGCGCUAACAAACAAACACACUGGCAUGUUAUUGAUUUAGGGAGUUGCCAAAUUCAUCUACUGUUGAAAAGUCAAUGGUGAAGCACGUGGCAGGGGUCAGCAUCACACUGGAGGAUGUUGGUAACACUUUACUGUGAGGGUACAUGAAUUAUCAUGAAUUCAUGCAUAGAGUACCUCACAAGUAUUAAACGUAUUUUCAGUUAACAUGGUAUUUCAAUCAUCAUGAGUUCUGAGCUAUUAUUGAUGUUCAUUUCUUCCUUGUUGUUAAAGUCUGCUGUUACAGGGACAGGCAAACAAACCUGACCAGCCACAGCAGUACACAUGUAUUCUGUGGAAUUCCAGGAGUGGGA